Messenger RNA from Scheffersomyces stipitis CBS 6054, 489 nucleotides. RefSeq lists its product as uncharacterized. The transcript has a single exon. Bases 1 to 489 code for a protein of 162 amino acids. The record is from RefSeq and is a predicted model, not a curated record. Lineage: Eukaryota; Fungi; Ascomycota; Pichiomycetes; Serinales; Debaryomycetaceae.
AUGAGAUUCUCUACCUUCACAAUUUUGGUAGCCCUUGUUUUUGGUGUUGCUGCAACACCAAUCAAGGUUGACAACGAUGAAGUGCUCGCAGAACGUAACUUGAAGUAUUUCAAAUUUCCAAAGUUUAAACCAUCUUCAUAUACUAACAAGAGUCAUGUGGAAAUUAUUAUCAACAAACGUGAAGCUCCUCUUAAACCACUAGCCACCAAGACUGAUCCAUCACAUAUCAACCUUCAUUACCAACACUACCUAAAUGAAUUCGAUGAUCUUCAGCAAGCGGUGGUCUUUGCAAAGUCCGUGUCUAGCGACAUCCGGAUGGCCCUAGCCACCCCCACAUACAAUGCUAAGAUGUUGUUACGCUCCAUCUACCAGAAUGUACCUGAACCAACAGAAAAUUACUUCAAUGAAAUAAUCGAAGACCAGAAGAACGCUCGUCCCAUAGUGGACUCGCUCUUGGGUGGGAUUAUAGAACCUUUCUUGCAGCACUAG